UGCCGAAGCUGUCGAAGCUGCACGAAAAGGCUGUUCAUUGUUUCAAAAGCUCUUGUUACGAGAUGGCUUGUCUAAUGUCUGGAACACAAAACUUACCUAUAGAGAGCAAGAGUUGACGACUGGUCAAGACGCUGAAUUGCUUGAUACGCCUCUACAAUAUAAGUUGCACCUUCGUCGGUACAAAAGAGACAGGGGAAUUGUGUUUGAACUGCAAGACCCUUUCGCAUCGUCAGAUGUUAUGAGUUUCUGGAGAAUAUAUGCGGAUCACAAGGAUCCGGCCUAUGAUUUGGUGUUUUUGCGUCCGCCUGUUUUCAGCCCUGGUUCUGAAGAUAGUCUCAUCACUGCUUGUUCAUGGCUUAAAGAAUGCGACGGAUCCCAUAAGAAAUGUCUGGAAUGGAGACAAAAGUUUGUCCCGCUAAGACUAUUAGACUUGGGCGAGGAAAGUGCACCGGCUCAGAUUAGGCUCACCACGCCAGACCAAAAGGCAGACGUGUCAUAUGCAGCUCUCAGCUACUGCUGGGGCGGUGAUCAACCUCUGAAAACGACAUGCGCUACCAUCCUACAAAUGGAGAAAGGGAUUUCGAUGGAAAGACUACCCCAAACCAUCCGAGAUGCUGUCCAAGUCACACACAAGAUUGGCCUUCGCUUCUUGUGGAUCGACAGCUUUUGCAUCGUUCAAGACGACGAAUAUGAACUAGCAGAACAGACAGCGCACAUGCACCAGAUAUUCAGGAGUGCUUACGUGACGAUUGCCGCUACGGCAGCGCGAAGCUGUACUGAUGGAUUUCUAAUCCACGAGCGAAGACUUCAAAGCUCGAUAGAUUGGAACCUGUGCCAGGUCACAGCACAUUGCAAGAACGGCACUGUUGGCGCCGUGGUGGUCGGCGAAAACGAAGCAAGCAAGGAUGGGUCAGAGCCUCAGCAUUUUUCCGAGCCUCUGUCUCAACGAGGAUGGACCCUGCAGGAAACCAUGCUCUCUUCCAGGAUACUUUCGUACAGCAGCACGCAACUUCGUUGGUAUUGUCCCACCCGAGCUGCUGUGGAUGGCGGCUACACCGACACAUCCGGGCCUCUGUACGGCCUUGAUCCCGGCAUGUCUUAUUUCCGCCCUCGGCCCCUGAUACGAUGGUUCUGCGGUCGCUGGGACAGUCUCCGCUACCCAUUCGACUGGCUUGACCUUGUAGACCAAUACCGAUACCGGAAGCUGUCAUAUCCAUCGGACGCCCUUCCUGCAAUUUCUGCUAUCGCCCAGCGAUACGGUAGUCUCCAGAGAUGCGGUGCCUAUCUCGCGGGAGUCUGGGAAAGAAAUUUCUUCCUUCAGCUUCUUUGGAUGGAAGUCCACACGUUCCACAGUUUGCCUCAAUACCCAUAUCGUGCGCCGUCGUGGUCCUGGGCAUCUUCCAAUCCUGAUGCAGCCAUCUGGUGGCCUCUACUGCAGGAUGUCCACUCGCGGAAUUACUCUAAAGUCAGUGUCUCUUGCCAGCUCUUACAUUUUGAUACGACACUGCAAUCCCCGCAAGCACCCUAUGGCAAGGUCACUGCAGGC
Molecule: messenger RNA, 1546 nt
Organism: Aplosporella prunicola CBS 121167
Lineage: Eukaryota; Fungi; Ascomycota; Dothideomycetes; Botryosphaeriales; Aplosporellaceae
Exons: 2
Source: RefSeq, a predicted model, not a curated record